Molecule: messenger RNA, 3410 nt
Organism: Schizophyllum commune H4-8
Lineage: Eukaryota; Fungi; Basidiomycota; Agaricomycetes; Agaricales; Schizophyllaceae
Exons: 8
Coding region: 1-3318 (1105 amino acids)
Molecular function (GO): protein binding
Source: RefSeq, a predicted model, not a curated record
AUGCUCGUUCUCCCAAUGGACGUCCUCAUCAUCGUGCAGUCCUUCAUGAAGCCACUCGACAUCCAGGCCCUACAAUCGGUGCGCUACUCAGAGCCUUGGUCUGAUUCUCCUCCGUACUCAACCGACCACCCACCCCACCUCUCACAGACCUGCAGAGCUUUCCGAGACCCCACGCUGCGCCGCACUGUAUGGCGAGAGGCGCUCCGCCGUGUCGUUGAGGAGAACGACGUCUUCGCGCCUACCUUUCCCUCUCUGCAAAGCAUGUCUACCUCUGAGCUCUCGUACGCAGCGCUCCGGCCUCAGGUCUUUCUCCGGCGCGUCAGGCGAUGCGCGUCGAGCUGCCCCGAGGGCACGAUCGGUUAUCUGGAGCCACUUCGCCGGAAUGAAAUUCAGCUAUACCUACACGAGCGCGACGAGGAGAAUGACCGUCUGCAGGAGUACAACCCGUCCUUCCUGAUUCCCGGCGGACGGUAUCUGGUCGUCACGCUCGCGUACUACGUCUACAUCUACGACCUGAGAAGAGUAUGUCCCGCCUACGACCCCGUAUUUGCCAUUCCCGCCGAGGCGGUGGACACUUUGCAGGGUCCUCACCACAGGAAGUGGGGUGUGUGCUUCUGUAUGCCUCGCGGCGAUGACCUCUUUCUUUUCAUCACCGUCAACAUGGAGACCGAGACAGAGCAGACCCCUUGGGUCUCCGCCGUGGUAUACAAAGUUCAAGGCCUUCCCGGUAGCCCUCGUGGCGAGGUUGUCGCACGAUUCGAUGCCCAGCAAUCGUGGUACCCGUGUCUACUCUCUCUAGAUAGCGUUGAAGGGGAAAGGGUCAGUUUCACUGUGGCUGCGUCAUUUGUGGGCGUGUGGGACUUCGCGCGCAAUGAGCUAGCCUCAUGGACCUGCUUUGGUGUCGAAAAAUGCAUCAUCGUGGGGCACAACUUGGUCGUCGUGACCAGGGAAUGCGGUAUCCUGGUGUACGAAAUACCUCCCCUUGAGCCUUUAACGACGGACAGGCUGUACGACUCGGCGUUGGCGCCCAUCUACGUUGUCCUACCUCCCGAGAACAUGCGCUUGCGUACUAUAGCCCUCUGCCACAGUUGGGAGAACGUUCGCUUGUUCGACCUCCGCUUCGGCAAAAGUGGAGCCAUGGCGGAUACCGUCGUGUGGUAUCGCAUCGAGCCCCCUCCCCAGGAGAGCCCGAACGAUCCCGUCGGACUGGUUGUGGAAUCGAUUCGUAACCUUGCAUGCGAGGGGCCUGGACGUCGGAGUGCAUUCGAGCACACCUUGUGCAAGUGCGACGAUACAAUCAUAGACACCCAGUACAAAGAAUGUUGUGAAGACGGAGCCAGCCGGGAUUCGACGCGCGUGACGAUACGCGUGGAGCCAUGGAACGGCGAGGGAGAGCAGGGCACGGUUGUUGUGGACCUGAUGGACCGAAGUGACCCUUUGUGGACCCGUGAGUCGGACUGCUCCCGAGUUGGACCAGAGGAGUGCACCUUCUGCCCAAUCUCCGGUCGUCUGAUCCAGAUGGCGAAGGACUAUGGCGUUGUUGUCAUCUUCGAUUAUGUUCCUUCGCCGAUCAAGCGUGCGUCGUACGAUGCAUACCGCGUGAGGAAAGUGCCUGAGAAUAACACAAUCCUAUGGCCUGAAAGAUCACCGGAACCUUCGCCCGUCUCGUGGACAGUCGAAGGAGGGAAUUCCCUGGUCAUGGCCCUGCUGAGGCUCCCUUCCGAGCUUCUUGCUCACGUGCAAUCGUUUUUGACCCCUUUCAACAUCUUUUGCCUGCAUUUGACGAGCAAUACCAUCAGGAAACGAGCCUCUUGUCGCGCUGUGUGGAGAGAGGCACUAUGUCGGACCAUGGUGGAGAAUGAUAUCUUUGGACCGACAUUCGACCAAGCACACAUGUCUAUCGAAGAACUCCGUUGUGCUGCCCUGCGCCCUCAGCUCUUCCUGAACAGCAUUAAAAGCGAUUCAUCUGACGGUCCUGACUACGGAUGGCCUGAUUCCACCCGCGAAAUCGUGCUGGAGACCGCUUGGAAUUUCACCCAGUGGGAGGAUCCUGUAAAGGGGCUUCAUCUGAUUCAGGGAGGCCGAUAUCUCCUCAUGGACACUCACCUUUCCCUCUGUAUCUACGACAUGGAGGAUCCCUUGAACGACGUGGAAAGGCUCGAACCCAUUUUCUCGUUGGACAAACACGGCAACAGAGCGGACGACGAUCUGAGGCCGUGGCUACCUUUCGGAAGCACCCUUGGAAAAUAUGCAUGUGUUGGAGACGAGAUCAUUCUCUUCUUCUCCUCUCGUCCCAAUCAUAUGACGAACUCGCCAGCAUCGCUUCUGGCGUACAAAAUCCGAGGCUUUCCCUAUGAAGUCACGGGCGAAAAGCUGGCUCAGCUUUCCCUGACAGGGCCGGAGGAACUGAGCCCUCGCUCUUUCUGCGCCACUGACCGUCGACUGGCUUUCGUUGGCCAUGGGUCGGAGAUCAUUGGCGUAUGGGACUACGAGCAUAAUCAGGUCGCGCUGAUGAAGGUCUCGGACCGAUAUGGCCUUGACUGCCUCAAUGGGUGCGUCUUGACGCAUAAUAGCAUCAUCUUCAAGAACUCUCGAGGCUUUUAUACAUACGCUAUUCCGCCUUUCGCGCCGGCGACGAUGCCGCCGCUUCCUUUGAAGCAUGAAGUGAUGCACUCGAUCGAGAGCGGUUGGAUUGGGUCUGGCUUUCUCUACUCAACAAAUCAGGCUGGCGCCACUUUCCUCGACCUCCAUUACCUUCGCGACGACAGCUACCUCGACAGGUACUGCAUCGAAUCCGUGUCGCCAAACGAUUUUGCCAGCUUGCUCGUGCCAGCGCCGACCUCCGAGAACCUGAAUCUGUAUCCGGACAGCGGUUACGAGAUGCAGUGCUGCGAUGUCGGAACGCCCCGUGCCUGCGUCGGUAGCGUGUUCAUCCUGGGGCAUCGAACAGGAUGGAUCGAUCCCGACAUCGACGCGCAACUCGGGAGGCGCGAGACUUAUUUCGAGCGUUUGGGCAUCCCGUACGAGGAGUGGAACGAGGAGGAUUAUACCGAGGAGAUGGACGAAGCGAUUGGGCGCGAGAACGACCAGGCGGGCGUGUUUAUCCACGUCGAGCACAGAAACUCGGCACGAGAUGAGGACGGUCAGUAUGACAUCUCCGUUGUUGAGCUGCUGGACCGCAGCAAUUCCGCAUGGGGGCAGCGUGAAUUGCGUUUCGUGGACUUCUGCCCGGCGUCUGGUCGUCUUUGCGCCAUCGUGGAAGAGGGUGAUGAGCCUCCCCGAUUGCUUGUUUUCGAUUAUCUACCCGCUUCCAUGUAGACUCAAUAUUCUACCCAUAUUUUGCACUCGCUGCGCACUUUAUAUCCCGUUACAGCUAGUUGCAAAACGAUAGACGCCCCCCGCUCCCGCGC